Messenger RNA from Spodoptera littoralis (African cotton leafworm), 1146 nucleotides. NCBI's taxonomy places the organism in Eukaryota, Metazoa, Arthropoda, Insecta, Lepidoptera, Noctuidae. The record is from the annotation of a GenBank genome assembly.
AUGCACCAGUACAGCGUCGUGGUCGCCGCUUACUACCUGAGCGCCGCGCUCGCCGCCACCUCAACCAGCAUGCGCCCCGAACCGGACCUCAGCUUCGCCGAAUCCGUCUACGCCAAACUCUCCGGUGCAUGUCGAGCGAUAAUGGACUUGCGCUACAACUCCAUGACAGACCAAAAAGAUCUCAUAAAAACUAUUAAGAUCAUACAGUUAGACGGGAAUACAAUUAGAUCUUUUCCAAUUAAUGAAGCAUUUACAAACCUAACGAAACCUGGAACUUUCGACAUAACAAAACAGACCAAAAUUGUCAUCCACGGUUAUAAAGACAGUUCGCAAUCUGCAGUGCCUUUGGACUUAGCUAAUGCUUACAACGACAAAAAAAUGUUCAACGUAUUUUUAGUGGAUGCAGAAGAAAUGAACAAAGAUGGAUACAUUUUAUCUGCACACAAUUCACGGCUAAUAGGUAAGAGACUUGCAAACCUAUUGGCUAAUCUAGAGCACUUUGGGGCGAAUGCUGAAGACUUUCAUUUAUUGGGAAUCAGUCUAGGUGCGCAUAUUGCAGGCUGGGCCGGGAAAUAUUUCCAACAGUAUAAAGCGCGCAGCUUAGGACGUAUUACUGGAUUGGAUCCUGCGGGCCCAUGCUUCUCAUACGCAUAUAGUGGCCAGCGGUUAGAUAAAUCCGAUGCCGCCUACGUAGAUGUACUGCACUCAAAUAGAUUAAUACAAGGAAUUAUCGAGCCACUGGGACAUGCGGAUUUCUACAUAAACGGCGGAGGACCGAAUCAACCAGGAUGUUUCAUGCCGUCGUGCAGUCAUCUUCGCGCAGCACAAGUUUACACGGAAAGCAUAAAAAUGCCAAUGUCUUUUGUUGGAGUUCGAUGCCAAAGUUGGAAGCAUUUCGAAGCGAAUGCCUGUGAGAAAGAUGAGUACGCAGUCUUGGGCUACGGAUCUUCAACUACGACUCGCGGACUUUAUUACUUACGUACUUCACCAAAGUCGCCUUUCGGUCUCGGGAUGGAUGGAGUGAAAAAUAAAGAACCAGUUACCGAUAACUGGUUGAAAAGUUUUAGUAUGCGUGAAUUAAAUAUACCUUUAGUUUAAGUGUUAGCUCAAUCUCGUUGUGUAAUAAAUUGUUGCCAUACUUUUUAA